Ilex paraguariensis (yerba mate) is the source of this 849-nucleotide messenger RNA. The record is from the annotation of a GenBank genome assembly. Lineage: Eukaryota; Viridiplantae; Streptophyta; Magnoliopsida; Aquifoliales; Aquifoliaceae.
AUGGGUUGGAGAGGGAUUCUGGGUUUUGAGUAUGGAAUAGUUCAGGCACCUCUGGGACCUGAUAUUUCAGGUCCAGAGCUUGUAGCUGCUGUUGCUAAUGCUGGUGGACUUGGUCUCCUCAGAGCCCCAGAUUGGGAGGCACCAGACCAUGUGAGAAGGCUGAUAAGGAAUACUCGAACCUUGACUGACAAACCAUUUGGGAUAGGUGUUGUGCUGGCAUUUCCUCACAAGGAAAAUAUAAAGGCUAUUCUGGAUGAAAAGGUCGCUGUAUUACAGGUUUCCUGGGGUGAAUGUCCAAAGGACCUCGUCCUUGAAGCUCAGCAAGCUGGGGUCAAGAUUGUUCCCCAAGUUGGGAGCUUUGAAGAAGCAAGAAAAGCUGCUGACGCAGGUGUAGAUGCAAUAAUUGUCCAAGGACGUGAAGCAGGAGGGCACGUUAUUGGUCAGGAUGGAUUGAUUUCAUUGUUGCCAAGAGUAGUUGAUCUUGUUGGUGGGAGAAUACCCGUAAUUGCUGCUGGAGGAAUUGUGGAUGAGCGUGGUUGCGUUGCUGCCUUGGCCCUUGGAGCACAGGGUGUCUGCCUAGGCACAAGGUUUCUUGCAACAAGGGAAAGCUAUGCUCACCCAACAUACAAGCUGAAGUUGGUUGAACACGACAAAACCGAGUAUACAGAUGUAUUUGGCCGUGCAAGGUGGCCUGGUGCACCACAGCGUGUCCUGAAAACACCUUUCUUCAUGGACUGGAGAACUCUUCCGAGUCAUGAAAAUGAGGCCAAUCAACCAGUCAUUGGUCGUUCAACCAUACAUUGCAUGGAAAAAGAGAUUCGUCGUUUUGCUGGUACUGUUCCAAUGUGA